CAGCCCCCGCCGACGGCUCCGUGGCGCUGGUAGGCAGGCAGGCAGGCAAGCAGGCAGGCAGGCAGGCAGGCAGGCGGCACUCCUUGCUCGGCUGGCGUCUCCCUGCACCUCUCGCCCGCUCUCUCUUGCUUCUCCCCGUCCGCGGCCAGUCCUCCUUCCCUUCCCGCGGCGGCCAGAUGAUGAACUUCCUGCGGCGGCGGCUCUCGGACAGCAGCUUCAUCGCCAACCUGCCCAAUGGCUACAUGACCGACCUGCAGCGGCCGGAGCCCCAGCAGCCGCCGCCCUCCCCGGCCCCAGCUCCAGCUCCCUCCGCGGGCUCCCCGGCCUCGGAGCGGAGGCAGCAGCAGCAGCAGCAGCCACCGCCGCCUUCCUCGGCCUCGCCGCAGCCUUCCCCUCAGCCCCAGCCCCAGCCCCAGCAGUCGGUGGGCAGCAGCUUCUUCAGCUCGCUCUCCAACGCCGUGAAGCAAACGGCCGCCUCGGCGGGGCUGGUGGAUGCCAGCUCGGUCUCCCCGGCCGCGGCCAAAAAGUUCAAGCUCCUGCUGGUCAUCGACGAGCCCCACACGGAGUGGACCAAAUCUUUUCGUGGGAAAAAAGUCCUCGGAGAAUAUGAUAUCAAAGUUGAGCAGGCACAAUUUUCAGAAGUAAAUUUGAUAGCUCAUGCAGAUGGUAAUUAUGCUGUAGACAUACAGACAUUCCGAAAUGGCACAAAAGUUGUCAGAUCAUUCAAGCCUGACUUUGUCCUUGUUCGACAACACUCAUUCAGCAUGGCAGAAAAUGAAGACUUCCGUAAUUUAAUUAUUGGGAUGCAUUAUGCUGGAAUUCCAAGUGUUAACUCCCUAGAGUCUAUCUACAACUUCUGUGACAAGCCCUGGGUGUUUGCCCAGUUGAUAUCCAUCUACAGAACCCUGGGACCAGAGAAGUUUCCUCUUAUUGAACAGACAUUUUAUCCAAAUCACAAGGAAAUGCUGACAUUGCCAACAUUUCCCGUUGUUGUGAAGAUUGGACACGCUCAUUCAGGCAUGGGAAAGGUCAAGGUAGACAACCAUUAUGAUUUUCAGGAUAUAGCAAGUGUGGUAGCACUCACUCAGACCUAUGCUACCACGGAACCCUACAUAGACUCCAAAUACGACAUCAGGAUCCAAAAGAUAGGCAACAAUUACAAAGCAUACAUGAGAACUUCUGUAUCUGGAAACUGGAAGACAAACACUGGAUCUGCCAUGUUGGAACAAAUUGCCAUGUCAGAUAGAUACAAACUCUGGGUUGACAGCUGCUCUGAAAUGUUUGGAGGUUUGGACAUUUGUGCUAUCAAAGCAGUUCAUGGGAAGGAUGGGAAGGAUUAUAUUUUUGAGGUUAUGGAUUCUGCAAUGCCUUUGAUUGGCGAGCAUCAGGUUGAAGACAAGCAACUGAUAACCGAGCUUGUUGUAACAAGAAUGAACCAAAUUUUAUCUAAAACACCUUCACCAUCUCCUCAGAAACCAAGUGCAACUCAACAGCCACAGAGUGGCUCAAAUAAGGAUCCAGAAUCAAGCAAAGUCCCACCCCAGCGACCACCUCCUCAAGGGGGCCCAGUGCAACCCCAAGGAAUGCAGUCACAAAACCAGGAGCCAUUGCAACCACAGCGUGCGUUCCCUCCGGGGCAAUCUGCAAAGCCCUCAAGUUCCCUGCCUCCACGUCCACCUGGCCCUGCAAUUCAACCGUCCCGCACCCAGGCCCCAGGUCCAUCAACUGCUGGGCCACAGACAGACAAAGAGACUGAGCAAUCAGCAGCGGCACCCCAGAAGCCUCAGUCACACCCACAACUGAAUAAAUCCCAGUCUCUAACCAAUGCCUUCAACUUCACGGAGUCGUCUUUCUUUCGAUCGUCUGUGAAUGAGGAUGAAGCAAAAGCUGAAACCAUCCGGAACCUGAGGAAAUCUUUUGCCAGCCUCUUCUCUGAUUAGCCAUGGCGAGUGUGGUUUUGUGCAUCUGUAACAUGUUCAAAUGUCUACUGUGAACAUCAUUUUGCAAACAUAAUCUCCUUGUGAAUGAUCCUUGUUUGCUUUUCCAACUGUUGUCUUAAGCAAUAUGUUAUUUUUAAAAAGGGACUAUAAUGAGGUAAAUUUCAGGUAUUUAAUAAAAAUCCACUAAAAAAUUAAAAGCCAAGAGGAAAAGCGAUACAGCAGAAUGCUUUAAGUCCUCGUCAACUGUGAUAUUGUGGCCUUACCGUUAAAUGCACUAAGGCAUCUCAUUGUGAAAUCAUUCCACACCCUUUUGUUGUAAAUUUUGACCAUAGUUGUUUCAGUGCUGAACCCACAGCAUGUUUGUUUAUUUAGUGACAGUAUUCUGUUCUUCAGGAGUACAGACUUUCAACCUGCUUUCAUGAUGCUCUCCCCAUACCUUUAGGUUCCAACUUUACAUGGCUGCUUUCUGUGAAGUUCCCUCUCAGCUUAUUGAAAACAGUUUUCUUCCCUUAUAAAGCUAACCAUUUGUUAAAUGUAGCAUUGGGAGAUCUUGUUACAAGCAAACCCCAAGAUGAAGCCAUGUUUUAGAGCUCUGUGUGUCUCUAUUAUUGUAUCCUCGCAUUUGUUGUACAAUUGUUUGCAACUUGUUAACAGUGAACUAUGAUUUGUCAAGUGCCAUGCAUGACCUUCUGUUACCCAUAGUUCCAUGUAACCUCCUAAUAAAUGCAAAGCUAUAUACCUGGCACUAAGCCAUAUUCUGCAGGAA
Anolis carolinensis (green anole) is the source of this 2706-nucleotide messenger RNA. RefSeq names its product synapsin II (gene syn2). The record is from RefSeq and is a predicted model, not a curated record. Lineage: Eukaryota; Metazoa; Chordata; Lepidosauria; Squamata; Anolidae. Gene Ontology annotation, molecular function: ATP binding. Gene Ontology annotation, cellular component: synaptic vesicle membrane; synaptic vesicle. Bases 177 to 1940 code for a protein of 587 amino acids. Gene Ontology annotation, biological process: neurotransmitter secretion. The transcript has 13 exons.